UAUUAUUGCGGUGGAUCUUUCGGAUCUUUCGCCGCUCUCACCUCUCCACGAAGCAAUCACUUUGCCGUUGGUUGAAAGAACCACUCACCACUACUAGUACGGUACAAUAGACACAGAUACAAUGCCCACCAAGACUCUCAAGACUGUCGUUUUCAUGGGAUCUGCCAAAACGGUGGUGCCUUUCUGGGGCGGAGAUGCUCGCCUCGGUGAUCGUGUUGUGAGCUGGGUAAAGGAAAUAUUGACCUCUCGAAGCAAGGAACUGGGAUCAGAUACCAUCAAGCACGAUUUUACUGUUGUCGACCCUGUGGAAGUGUUUGGCGACGGCGGAGCUCUAGCAGAAAUUAGCAACGGUGCCUUGUCUACUCCCACUUUCUUUUUGAAAGAACUUCCCCCAAAAGCUCAGGCACUCAAAGAGACCAUUUGUGGUGCCGACUGCUACCUUGUUGUCAGCCCAGAAUACAAUCAUGCGGUUCCUCCUGCUUUGGCAUCGGUGAUGGGCCAUUUUGGUGGAUCCUGUUAUGCUUGCAAGCCAUCUGCCAUUCUCACGUAUUCUCCGGGACCAUUCGCUGGCAUGAGAGCCGCAGUGGCCAUUUGCACCAUGUGUCAUGAGCUAGGUUGCCUCCCCGUAUCCAAACUUUGUGGUCUGCCAAAUACCGAAGGCUUGUUGGACAGUGACGGCAAACCCAAGGAGGGAUCCGAACGGCUGCUGAAACAAUUGCCAGCCAUGCUGGACCAGCUAGAGUGGAUGGCCGUUGCCAUGAAACGACAACGCGAUGAGACAGGAGUUUGCUAAUAAAAAAGAUCAAGCAAAGCGUUGACUUCCCUUUUCCAAAAGGAAAGUGCUGGCAACAGCGUUCGAAGCCUAGCUAGCUAGUUAGCUAGAUUCCAGAGUAUACAUUGGAUACAGAGAUAGUGUUAACUGUAUUAUUGUACUGUUGUUGGCCUUU
This is a messenger RNA of Seminavis robusta, 947 nucleotides long. NCBI's taxonomy places the organism in Eukaryota, Bacillariophyta, Bacillariophyceae, Naviculales, Naviculaceae. The record is from the annotation of a GenBank genome assembly.